GAGAGUAAGUCGAGCGUUCUCCUUCAAUAAAACACCAGGUAGAUUACGAAGGGCUAUAUCUGGUAUAUCACAAGGGUUGAGUCAAGGUAUCAGUCCAUUUGUACGUCAUACACCUGGUGAUCUACGAGGUCGAAGGUUAGCCACUGGUAGUACUUUUGAUUUAACUGAUUCAUCACCAAUAGGAUCAAGUCAUUUUGAUGAUGAUGGUGAUUCUAUUAGCUUAGGAGCUUUUUCUCUACAGGAGGAAGGAUCACCUAUUAGUAAUUUUCAAACGCCUAAAAAAUUAACCAAAUAUAUGACAUUAGGACCUAGUGCUACUAAAAAAUAUAUGUAAUUUAGAUGACUUUUUUAGUAAUAUAUUGUACAGAUGUUCUACUGGUGGACACAGAAUUAUCACAGAAACACUGGUUGUGCCAUAAUCAUUACUGAAUUAUCUCAGACUAUAUAUUUUUAAUAUUUCAUUAUCAUUCAAGAUUUUUACACAUAAAACUUGCUUCCAUGUUCAAUAUUUUUAACUAUAUUUUGAAGCUACAUAGAUGUUCAUACCACGCACUGUGUUCACUCAAUACAAAGAAAUUUCAGACAUUCUGUUAUAAAAAAAACAUUCUCCUCUGUCGAAAUAUCAACAAAAAAAAAUUACAAGAAUUUUAAGACACCAAAAAUUUGUCACAUUAUUUUGUCAGUAAAAGCACCCAGGGCUGUGUUCAAGCAUGUUUUAUUGUGAUUUCUGAAUUUUUCAAUGUUUUAAAGAUGAAACUAAAACUGAUAUAAUUAAAUGCAAACUGCAGCUAAAACUCCAGCUUUAGACUCUACUUUUGCAGCUUAAUUUUUAGUAUUCAUUUCCCUGAGCUUUUCAGUGUAACUUCCUUUAUAGUUAUAUUGAGCAUUGCAACAUUUGUCAUAUAUCCAUAGCUAUUCACAAGUUUUUGUUAAAAUUUUUAAUUCAGUGUAUGUUUUUCUUACCAAAGUAUGGGCAUUUUUUUUUUGACUAGGAGCUUGAUCUAGUAGAAUAAGUUACUAUACCCAACUGCUAGUUUUUUGUAUUUUUAAGUUAUUUUAGUUUGCAAGAUAAUCAUUCAAAUAGAAUAUUUUUCAUGAAAAUAAAACGCUGUGUUCUUUAUAAAAAGCUGGUGAGUUUUAAAAGAAAAUUAUUUGUAUAUUUCUGUGUAUUUAGAUAGUGUAUAUCUUGUCCAUAUCUUGUAUAUUCUGUAGUUUUGUAUAUACAGUUUAUCACAUACAUACAAAAAUCAGUCUUCAGAGUUUAAUUAAGUUCUUCUUGACUUGCUUGGUCGUGAUUACACAAUGUGAGUAAAGUGAUUUGAGUGAUCUUGGAGGCUAAAUAUCACAAUUCUACACAAUUGCUCAAAUGUCAUUGGAAGGGUUGACAUCACAUCUCCCGCAAACAAAUUGAAAAAUCAUUAAUUGACCCUUCCAAACUAUCAAAAUACCUAAAAAUUACUUACUGUAAAAGAAACUAACUUUAAAAUGAUGUUAAUAUGAUGCCUAUAUCUUCAAUGCAAAAAUGAUUAGGCCUAUAGAGUUGUCAGAGGUACUGCUUUUCCCAUUGCCAUUCCCAGAUGGUGAUGAAUUUUUCUUUAACCAUGUCAUUUCAUUUACUGAAGCCGACUGCAAUCUGGCGGUCAUUUUUUAAAAAUGACUCCACCAUUUUGAUUUAUGUUUUAUGUAUUAAUAUUGUAGUUGUGUAUAUUAGUAAAGAUAUCAAUGUAUAAAUAGUUACCAUAAUAAUCACCAUACAAAAUCAUCCUCUAGAAAAUAUAUCACUAUAUUUCAUCUUAUUUAUAUAGAUAUCAUAUCAUACCUUAGUCUUAAUAUUUUCUUUGUGCUAUGUACAAUAUUAGAUCAGAAAAAUUAUAGAAAAAUUGAUUUUG
This is a messenger RNA of Lottia gigantea (owl limpet), 1889 nucleotides long. RefSeq lists its product as hypothetical. The transcript is spliced from 4 exons. The record is from RefSeq and is a predicted model, not a curated record. NCBI's taxonomy places the organism in Eukaryota, Metazoa, Mollusca, Gastropoda, Lottiidae. Bases 499 to 651 code for a protein of 50 amino acids.